This is a messenger RNA of Quercus robur (English oak), 981 nucleotides long. Its product is annotated as cytokinin riboside 5'-monophosphate phosphoribohydrolase LOG5-like. Lineage: Eukaryota; Viridiplantae; Streptophyta; Magnoliopsida; Fagales; Fagaceae. The record is from RefSeq and is a predicted model, not a curated record. The transcript is spliced from 7 exons. Gene Ontology annotation, cellular component: cytosol; nucleus. The coding region runs from base 22 to 837 and encodes 271 amino acids. Gene Ontology annotation, molecular function: hydrolase activity, hydrolyzing N-glycosyl compounds. Gene Ontology annotation, biological process: cytokinin biosynthetic process.
CUCUACGCUUAAUUUAGGCAUAUGGAAUCCGACUCGAAAAGUCUCAAGAAUACUCUGAGCUUAUCUAACCAAAGAAGGACAAGAACACACACACACACACAAAAAAAAAAAACCCAGAGAGAGAUGGAGGAAAAUAUAGUGAAGUCAAGGUUCAAAAGGGUUUGUGUUUUCUGCGGAAGCAGAACAGGCAAGAGGACUUGUUAUAGUGAUGCUGCUCUGGAACUAGGCCAAGAGCUGUAUCUUCUUGGUCCUGUACUUACUGAUCAAGGAGUUAUCUUGGUUUUCUCGAGGAAGGUCUCUAGGAGGUUGGAUCUAGUUUAUGGAGGAGGAAGUGUUGGAUUAAUGGGCUUAGUUUCUAAACAGGUCCAUCGAGGUGGUGGACAUGUUAUAGGAAUCAUUCCCAAAUUUUUGAUGGACAAGGAGAUAACUGGGGAAACAGUUGGGGAGGUCAGGAUAGUAGCAGACAUGCACCAGAGGAAAGCAGAGAUGGCUCGCUAUUCUGACUGUUUUAUUGCUCUUCCAGGUGGGUAUGGAACUUUGGAAGAGUUAUUGGAAGCUGUCACAUGGUCCCAACUUGGGAUCCACGAUAAGCCUGUGGGAUUGCUUAAUGUCGAUGGGUACUACAACUCUCUCCUCUCUUUCAUAAACACAGCCGUGGAAGAUGGAUUUAUCAAGCCCUCUCAGCGCAAUAUAAUCGUCUCUGCUCCAAACGCUAGAGAACUCAUUCAAAAACUCGAGGAAUACGAGCCUGUGCAUGAUGGGGUAGUUGCUAAGGCCAAGUGGGAGGCAGAACAGGCGGAGUUCAAUGCUUCUUUGCAGACUGAUAUAGCUCGUUAAGUCAAUAGAGACCACGAGUGAAUCUUUUAGGUUUCAUUUUGCUUUUCUUUAACCUUGAGAAAAAUGCUAAGACUAAGUAAAUUUACACAACUUUUGUUGCAACUUGACAUAUAGUGAGAUGUGAGUGGUAAAAAUGUGGAUCUA